CAUGAUUCUAUCCUCACCUGAACAAGUCCUCCUCUACCCUACUCGGUAUUCGAGUGACUCCUCUCCCUUCUCCAAUCCCGACUGAUUCCCCGACCCUUUCAAACCCAUCGCUGGUUGCUGGUUCAACCUCUCCCGUUCCGCGCGGUAGACGCAUCUCCUGCCUGCCUUUCCUCCGACCGACCGGACGUCUCUUGAGCGCCACAAUGUCGUCGUCCUCCGACAAUGGCCUCCUAUCCCCACCGCCAGUCCAUAAUAUUCCUUUGAAUGACCUGGAAUCCAAUCAUUCUCGCCGUUUCCCCGCUCCCAGUUGGUCCGAUCUGACCGACCCCUCGGCUCUCGCUCCUCAUGUCAAGCACCACAUGGACAACGGCAUCGACCGUCUGGACGACUUCUUCACCAAAGUCGCUAUCUUCAUAACCCCGAGUUACUUGCAACAUCAUGUUGGCGGCAAGUCGCAGCCCCCGUCUAGACAACAUGCGAUCGCUGCGUUGGAUGGUCUGCGCGGCUGGGCCUGCCUGCUAGUCUUCAACUUCCACUUCCUCUUCACUUAUACCUGGAAGGUUGCCGUGGGCUGGGGAUUUAACAAUGAGAAUUUCAGCGUGCUGCAGCUCCCUAUAAUACACAUGCUGGUUUCUGGCCAUAUCAUGGUGGCUAUCUUCUUCGUCAUAUCCGGUUAUGUGCUCUCCUACAAGCCACUGAAGUUGAUCCGCAGUCGCUCUUGGGAACAGACCUUCACUACCCUAGCCUCAUCUACCUUUCGUCGUGCACUCCGCCUCUACAUCCCAUCUAUCGUUGGCAUCUUAUUGGUUUUCAUCGCGGUCCGGUUGGGCGUGUACAACUACUCACAUAAAGUCCUGGUAGAGGGCCACACCAUCCUCGGCACGAACGAACAGCAUCCCCCGAUCAUGCGGUCUUUCUACAAGCAGUACUGGGACUGGUACCUGGCAAUCGUUCAUCUGAUGGAUCCUUUUAACUGGGCGCUUUACUACAACUACUACAACCCGCAUCUGUGGACCAUCCCCGUUGAGUUCCGCAGCUCUAUCGUGCUCUUCCUCACCAUCCUGGGCACUUCUCGUCUAACAACUGCCAUCCGGAUCUCGCUCGUUAGCGGCCUAGUCUGGUUCUGUAUGCGCUGGGGCCGUUGGGAUAUCGUGCUCUUCCUAUUUGGCAUGCUUAUGGCGGAGGCGGAUCUCAUAAACGGCACCUGGGAGCGACCUGCGAAUGAGAGCGAGUCGAAGCCAAGAACUGGGCAUCGUCACUUCCUUCCCAAGCAGCAAAAUGCCCUUAGACAACUUCUUCCCUUCCGUCUCUCUACCCGCAAUCUUUGGAUCGGCCUUUUUGUACUCGGUCUGUACUUGGGUUCGGCCCCGAAUACUGGCUACAAGUGGACUCCCUUCUACCGUUGGACCUGGGAGAUUACUCCCAGAACCUACCCGGAGCCACAUCGGUUUCCCCAGACCCUGGGCGCUGUGCUCAUUGUGUUCAGCAUCAACCACUCCAAGGAUCUCCAGAAACUCUUCACCCACCCUCUCUCACAGUACUUGGGCAAGAUUUCAUUUGCCUUCUACAUCGUCCACGGACCCAUUCUCCACUCGCUGGGCUACUCUCUCAUGCCCAACAUCUGGGCCGUCGUUGGUAAGGAGACCAACUUCCAGUACUGCCUGGGUUUCUUGAUUGGCUGGCUCAUCUGCCUUUCUAUCUCCCUUUGGGCUGGUGAUGUCUUCUGGCGUGCGGUGGAUAUUCCUAGCGUGAAGUUCGCCCGUUGGCUGGAAGACAAGCUUAUUUCACUCUUGAAUGACCUGAGUCAAUUAGUAGUGACGGGAAUAAGGUCGCUUUCUUUGGGAGUGAGAUAG
Molecule: messenger RNA, 1853 nt
Organism: Aspergillus eucalypticola CBS 122712
Lineage: Eukaryota; Fungi; Ascomycota; Eurotiomycetes; Eurotiales; Aspergillaceae
Product: acyltransferase family protein
Exons: 2
Coding region: 204-1853 (549 amino acids)
Biological process (GO): polysaccharide biosynthetic process
Cellular component (GO): membrane
Molecular function (GO): acyltransferase activity, transferring groups other than amino-acyl groups
Source: RefSeq, a predicted model, not a curated record